AUGGUUUGGCCAUUCAAUAAAAAGAGCGAAGACUCGUCUGCUCAUCAAGAGCAGCCCAAAGAGCAAUUACAGAACUACAGCGCGGGGAAAAAAUACCUACUGGAGGAUACAAAUCCUCGCUUUGCCAACGAAUCCCAAAGUCAGUAUGCCAAGGCCCAAGAACAAGCAUCGCUUCGACAAGCGUGGGAAACUGUAAGUUGGAACGAUUUCAGUCUCCAGAAGCUCGUUCAAAUUCCAUGUCUGCGAGAUGCAGGAAUGAGCGGGUUCACUAGCAUGUUCGUGGUUGGAGGUGUCAUAUUUUUGUAUCAUAAAAAUCCAGCAAAAGCUGCAAACUGGUCAGUGGGAGGGCUUAUGCUUGGAAGCAUUGUAGGCUGGGAACAGUGUCGGAUGAGGCGAAAAAAAAGCUUCCAAACUGCUCAGAUGGCUAGAACAACCGUCGCAAAUAAGGAAAAGCCCAUGUUGAAUUCGGUGGUUCAUGAUGACAGAGUAAAAAAAGAGUGGGAAGGCCACACCUCUGAUACGAGCUCUAAGAAGCCAUGGUAUAAGCUAUGGUAG
This is a messenger RNA of Lachancea lanzarotensis, 555 nucleotides long. It is a transcript of the gene COX20, whose product is annotated as LALA0S04e05952g1_1. Gene Ontology annotation, cellular component: mitochondrion; mitochondrial inner membrane. The record is from RefSeq and is a predicted model, not a curated record. The transcript has a single exon. Lineage: Eukaryota; Fungi; Ascomycota; Saccharomycetes; Saccharomycetales; Saccharomycetaceae. Bases 1 to 555 code for a protein of 184 amino acids. Gene Ontology annotation, biological process: mitochondrial respiratory chain complex IV assembly.